Molecule: messenger RNA, 579 nt
Organism: Diuraphis noxia (Russian wheat aphid)
Lineage: Eukaryota; Metazoa; Arthropoda; Insecta; Hemiptera; Aphididae
Product: zinc finger MYM-type protein 1-like
Source: RefSeq, a predicted model, not a curated record
AUGUGUGAUGAAGCUAGAUGCCAUAAACAGGAGCAGAUGUCACUUUGUAUUAGAUAUUCAAACAACUUUAAAGUUUUUGAACGGUUUUUAGGUUUUAUCAAUGUGUCUGAAAGCCAAAAUGCUAUUUCUCUUGUAUCUGCUAUUUUAUCAUACUUAAAAGUACUGAAAAUUGAUGAUAUUCCAAUUAUUGCCCAAUCAUAUGAUGGCGCAAAUGUAAUGUCUGGUUCYAAAAGAGGAGUACAGACUUUAUUAAGGGAACAUUAUCCUGAUGCUAUAUACAUUCAUUGUAUGGCGCACAAGUUGAACCUCGUUGUUAWUAAUAUGUGCAAGCAUGUAAAGAGGCUAUUUAUGUUCAUUUUUCUACUCAAAAAAAAAAACAAAAAACUGCAAGAAGUACAAAAACAAUUAAAAAUGAAUAAGUUAACUUUAUCUGCUAUUAGUGAUACCCGUUGGGUAUGCAGACAUAAAAACUGCAAAGCAGUUAUUGAAAAUUUUAGUUCUAUUGUGGAAGUUUUAAACCAUGAAGUUGAGGAGGACAAUGAUAAAGAUGUUUCUAGAGCUAUUGGUGAAUUAGUUUGA